CAGUCAUUGACGCUCUGGCCGGUUUUCACUGUCGAGGGAGAUUUUCCAAUGUGGCGCUUGAUCCUUUCCAUGCUGGCCACCCUGGUCACAGGCCAAAAAGUGAGCCUCUAUUGCUUCACUUGCGCAACACCAGACACCUAUGAGGUUGGCAUGAUUGCGGGCAUGGCGAAGUUAGGUCUCGGGAUGUUCGAAUGCGAUGGCUAUGAUAUCAUUAGCAACGUGUCAGCCGAUGUUCUCUUCAAGGACUACCCUGAGGUCGCUGCCAAGUUGAAGGACCAUGUUCAUGUGAUCGAUAUGAAUCUUUACGUCAAGAAAGUGAAAGGUCCCGUAGGCCACGAUAUUUCGUCGCCUGCCACGGAUCCCAACUCACCGUUGUACCAAGGGAAAGACGCGACUAUGGAGCAUCUGGCCAACACGCCUGUGUUCAAAGAGGUUUGGAGCAAGAUCUUCAAGCUGGGAAACUUUGGAAAGUACGACUACACUGCCAAGUUGGAUAUAGAUGCGGUGAUCGUUCCCGCGCGCUUGUCCGGCAUGUUGGGUGGACGCCCCGACACGGCGGAGUACUUCCAAAACGCCUAUCAUGACAUGUAUGGCAACUUUUUGCACGGUCCGAUCGAGCUGAUCAGCAAAAAGGGCGUCUACGCCUUCCGCGACGCGCGCCACAUCUGCUUCGACAAGAUUGACCAGAUGGCAUUUGGAGAAGAUUUCUUUGCCAAGCAAUGCUGGGAUAUGAUUCAGAUCCAUCCGGUGCCAACGAUGGAGAUCCGAUUGCUUUAUGAUGACUAUGAAUGGGGGCUGUCUGCGAAGCAUCGCUGUGAUGCAUUGAACCCGGAUCCCAUGGUCUUCAAGACGCAGCAGUACUUUGGAGUGUAUCACCCGCGCAAGAGCAUGACCACUUGGUUACAGUGCAGAGAACAAACCGGCGUGCCUGGCAUCCCAUCGAAGGCAGAGAUGAAGGCAGCGAUCAAGUUGGCUGGCCCAGGAAAGCCUUACGACAUGAAGCCCUUGAAGAAGUACGAAGAAAUCGCCUUGGUGUUGCAGCACCACUCGGUACCAGUGAUCUUCUGUGCGGCAGGUUUACUCACCAUGGCGUUCGCCGUAUUGGUCAGCAAGCAUCGCAUCCGUUCGAACCGAGCCAUCAUGGCCACUGCUGGACUGGAAGCCGGGCACAGCAUGGAGGACGGUUUGGUGGCUGAGAUCGAGUGAGGGCGUUGUCCAAAGUGAAUGGCUUGUGGUUUCCCAAGGGCUGCAAGGUCCACGGUGAAAACAUGUGGCAGACGAUCGUGACAAGGCUGAGUGAGC
Cladocopium goreaui is the source of this 1302-nucleotide messenger RNA. The record is from the annotation of a GenBank genome assembly. Lineage: Eukaryota; Dinophyceae; Suessiales; Symbiodiniaceae.